AUGAUCGCAUCCAGAACAGCCACCAGAGCUGUCGCUCGUACAGCCCGCGCGCCUCUACGCUCCCAGGUCCGCUUCGCAACUACGAACCAGCAAGCCGCAGUCGCAGGAGGAUCUUCAGGUCUCGUCGGAGGCCUCGCAGGCGGUGCUCUGGUCUUUCUCGGAGGCUACAGCUACUACCACUUUUCUGGGGCCAAGUCGAUCGUCAACGCCGCUUCAGCGAGCAAGGCCCAACUUCAGAAACUCACGCAGGGCAUCCAAGACAAGGCCCCCGAACCAAAUGAAGCGCUGAAGUGGCUCCGCUCGACCACUCAGCAGUAUGCUGCGUUCAUCCCGGGCGCGAAGGGCUAUGUUGACUCGGCCUUCAAUGACCUGGACAAGGUGCAGGCGAAGCACGGAGAGGAGGUCGAUAAGAUCGUCUCCGAGAGCUACAAGGAGCUGAAGGAGGCGACCAAGUCGGGCAUGAGCAUGGAGACUGCCGUCACAGCGUGGAACAUCCUCGAGAAGACCAUGGGUCAGCUAGCAAAGCUGGCCAGCGACUCGGCCGGCGAGAUCAUGGACGAGCACCCGCAGCUGAAAGAAAAGUUCGGGGGCGGCCUCGAUCAGCUGAAGAGCAUGGCUGAUUCGUACGGGCCCGAGGCCAAGAAGGAGUUGGACCAGACGUAUGAGCAGAUCAAGGACGUUGUCAAGGGUGGCGUAUCGGUGGAUGCGAUCAGCAAAGUCAAGAAGCUGAUCGAGGACAAGACGGAGAAGGUUCGGCAGCUGGGGGACGAGGCGUGGAAGAAGGGGCUGGAGCAGGCCAAGCCGCUGCUCGAGAAGAAUCCGCAGGUCAAGGAGCUGGUGGAGAAGAACGCGGACGCCCUGAAGCAGGGUAACGCUGCAGAGGUGUUUGCGAAGGUCAAGGAUGCCGUGACCUCGGGCAACCUGGACAGUCUGCAGGACUACGUCAAGCAGGCUGGGGAGAAGGCGAAGAACAGCGGGCUGGGAAAGAAUAUCGAGCAGUAUGCCAAGAUGAUCCCCGGGGGCGGCGAGAUCUUGCCGAAGCUGAUGAAGCUGCAAGAGGUGGCCAAGACGAGAGGAGAGGAUGCGGAGAAGGUCUUGAAGGAGGCUUACAAGGAGGUGCAGGGUGUUCUGACCCGGAAGACGGAGGAGCUGGAGAAGCUGGCUGACAAGGCGAAGAAGGAGGCCAAGUAG
Drepanopeziza brunnea f. sp. 'multigermtubi' MB_m1 is the source of this 1191-nucleotide messenger RNA. RefSeq lists its product as uncharacterized. Lineage: Eukaryota; Fungi; Ascomycota; Leotiomycetes; Helotiales; Drepanopezizaceae. The record is from RefSeq and is a predicted model, not a curated record.